Molecule: messenger RNA, 3537 nt
Organism: Micropterus salmoides (largemouth bass)
Lineage: Eukaryota; Metazoa; Chordata; Actinopteri; Centrarchiformes; Centrarchidae
Gene: ap3s1
Product: adaptor related protein complex 3 subunit sigma 1
Exons: 6
Coding region: 234-722 (162 amino acids)
Biological process (GO): Golgi to vacuole transport; intracellular protein transport
Cellular component (GO): AP-3 adaptor complex; membrane coat; intracellular membrane-bounded organelle
Source: RefSeq, a predicted model, not a curated record
GAUGGGAGGAGAGCAUGACUGGUCAUUUGACGUGGAAUAUUUCCGUAAAGACGAUGGAGGAGUAACAGCGUGUAGCUCGAAGAUAUAUCCCUUAUUAACCUAUUAUCCUGACAUCGAGACGGGAUUUGGCCCUGAACCCGGUCAGAUCUGGGUUCACGGGGAGUUGACGGACAGCAGUCUCCAACAGACUGAUCCCUUUCUGUUCCCCCGCCUCCCUCCGCUCAGCCACAAUCAUGAUAAAAGCCAUUUUAAUAUUCAACAACCAUGGGAAACCGAGGCUUUCUAAAUUCUACGAGCAUUAUAAUGAAGACACAGAGCAACAGAUCAUCAGGGAAACCUUCCACUUGGUCUCAAAAAGAGACGAGAACGUCUGUAAUUUCCUAGAAGGUGGAAUGUUGAUUGGAGGAUCAGACUACAAGCUGAUCUACAGACACUACGCCACACUGUACUUUGUGUUUUGUGUGGACUCCUCAGAGAGUGAACUAGGAAUUUUAGACUUAAUCCAGGUAUUUGUGGAAACGCUGGACAAAUGUUUUGAGAAUGUCUGUGAACUUGACUUAAUUUUCCAUGUAGACAAGGUCCACAACAUUCUGGCAGAGAUGGUGAUGGGCGGGAUGGUCCUGGAGACCAACAUGAACGAAAUCAUCACACAGGUGGACGCCCAGAACAAGAUGGAGAAGUCUGAGACGUUUAUCUUUCAGUCUACCAGGCAGGACAGGUAGACACAGGUACUGCUAAAUUUACAACCAAGUACAUUAACCUUAACUGAAGUUUACUUCCCCCCUGAGUCUCUUCACACGGCCUUCCAUGUAGUUGCAAACUGACGUCACUAACAUACAACAGGAAUCUUUCAUGGCAGACCCAAAAAUGUUGUCGUUUCCCUGUUAAACUCACAAUAGUUCUCGUCACUUAGGUGACAGGGGGUGGACUAGGUAAUAGAAACAGCUGACAGUAUAAUGUAAUCGGUUACAAUAAAAAAUACUAUAAUUGUAAAGUUUUUUUGUGAGAUUUUAUUGAAGCUGUAGUUUGUGGCGGUGCAUUAUACGCAUUGUCAGGUUGUAUCUAUUAUAUUGUCCACCUGCUGUAGUUUAAAGAAGUGUAACUCUUAACAGGCUAGAGAGGCAACAGAACUCUCUGGAUCUCUUGUUUUAGAUGUUCCUUAAACUAUCUUGAAAGAUCAUUUUUAAAAUUAUGUUCCAAGUUCCAAAAACUUCUAAAAAUAGCCUAAAAUGUGUAUUAUAGGAAUAGAUUGAAAUUUUGGGAGGUAUGCUCAUUCGCUUUCUUGCUGAGUGUUGGGUGAGAGGAUGGAUAGCACUGGUGUACGGUAUGGUAACUAUAGCAAGCAUCUAGUUAGGUAAGCUUAGCAUAAAGAGUGGAAUCUGGAAGAAAUAGCCAGGCUGGCUUUGUCUAAAGGUAGUAAAAUCUGCCUACCAGCACCUCUUAAGCUCACUUAUUAACAGUUUAUAUUUCAUUUGUUGGGCACUGUCGCCUCACAGCAAGAAGGUCGUGGGUUCAACCCCCGGUUGCCCCGGCCUUUCUGUGUGGAGUUUGCAUGUUCUCCCCGUAUCCGCGUGGGUUCUCUCCGGGUACUCCGGCUUCCCCCCACCAUCCAAAGAUAUGCAGGCUAGGUUAAUUCGUGUCUCUGGUGUUAAUGUGAGUAUGAGUGGUUGUUUGUCUAUGUGUGGCCCUGCAAUGGACUGGCGACCUCUCCAGGGUGUACCCCGCCUUUCGCCCGAUGUCAGCUGGGAUUGGCUCCAGCCCCCGCAAGUGGUUGACGGAUGGAUCUCGUUUGUUUCAUCUGUACAAAAAACAAAGUGUAGAAAAUACAGCUGCUGUUUUCAGGGGUGGUGCGGGAUUAUUUGUUGGCCGGCGCCAGUUGCUCAAGUUUCUCAUCCAACUCUCCGCAAAAAAGCAAAUAAGCAUAUUUUCCAAAGUGAUGACCUGUUUCUUUAAGGUCUCACCCUUUAAAAUGACAAUUAAAAACCUUGUACAGUAGACCUUUUAUCCUAUUUUUCCUUUGGAAGUAAAUCCCUCACAGAAAAGAGAAGGGUCACUGCUCCAGCCUUUGAUAAGGCUCUCUAACUUACAUAGACCAGAGAAUCACACCAUUGUCUUGUGUUACACAGCAGGUGUUACUAUUUCUGUAAAUAUUAGUCACCAAGUGUUUGAUUAAAAACCCACUAUUGUGAACUUAGGAUACCCACAGAGAGGAAAAAGUUAUCUCGUAACUGCUUAAUACUGAGCCCGUGUGCUGGAUCAGCAUUCCUCACAGUUAACGCCACAGUCAUCUUUCCAUCUAACACAAGUCUCCUUGAGUCUGGGCAGAGGGAGGAAUGCCCAUAAGACAAACGGCCAAUUGAAAUAACCUUGUGAAAACAAGUACAGUGGAUAAAUCCACAAUCCUGGCAUUCUUUAUGUGUGUCAUAUGACUUAAUGAUUUACAAGACCACUCAUUUGAAUCUGUUCCUGACAUAGGACACAGUUCUCUGUGUUGAAAGCCUUUUGGUCAUUUUUGGGUCUUUCUGCUAAAGAUUCAGUAGGGGGAUCUCUAACCGCAGUGAUUCUCAAAUGUCUGCUCACACUUGAGACUAAAACAUCACCUCAUUCACGCUCCACAGAUGUGUUUUAUUGUUCCAAAUAGCUAAUCUACCUUGGUUCCUCCCUUUUUAAAUGCUAAAAUGCUCUUAUAUAGUACAGUUUCACAUUGAGAUUCAUUGUGUUAGAGUGAAGUGCCUCCUCUGCCCCUGAGAAUAGAUCUCCCAUUGUAGUUUAGUAAAACUAGGCUUACAACCUCCUCAUGUCAUCCGUAGUUUAAACUAUAGAUGGGUAAAUGGCACAACAUUCGUGUUCCACUAUUCACAAGUAUGUAUUUAGAAAAAUGUUAGCUACAGUCAUGUGUAGUGUGUCCUGAAGUAAUUCAACCCACUAAAUGUACAGUAUCAUCUGUAUUAUUAUGGCUAAAGCUUAUAUUAUGUUGUUUUUAAAUUUGACGCACACAUUCUAUACAUACCUAUCUAUCCAAACAUCAUUUCCGUCUUCAUAUCCGAAUCCAUUUUUUCCUGCUUUACCCAAUUCUCUCCUUGCAUUUUUACCCUUAUCGGUCCUCAAGAGUCCGGUGGGUUCACUUUCCAAGCAAUGCUGCCUUUUGUCCAUUUGAUGAAUGUACAGUACUACUCAGUACGUCAAAAUUAGUGAAUGGUCUAGUAGAGUAUGUCCUCACAGUUGAUUCAUAAUUGGCUCUGGUUGUGUUGUAAAUCAUUAUAGAACCAAAUAAUGCAUGUGCAUAUGAAGCUAUGAAGGCAUCUGAAUGUACAUUUGCACAUGUUGUCUGUCUAGUAGCUGUCAGUGCUUUUGCAUUUUGUUAGCAGUUUUUUUUGUGUCUAGUACUCUGUUUAGCACUGUGUGUGUGUGUGUGUCCAAUGUUCACUGUUCAGUGUGUUGUCGUGGACAGCAUGUGUUCUGAUAUACAGAUUUGUAUCUUAUCAACCCUCCGUGUGUGUUUUGUGUGUGUGUGUGUGUGUGUGUGUGUGUGUGUGU